UCUUGUUGAGAGUAUCCCUUUUCGGGAGGUACUUAUACCAAAUCACUCGUCACAGCCUAAAUUUUGUAUCCUGGAAUUCAAUGCUCAAAAUUACAUGCCACUCCUUCUCUCUCUCCCUCCCUCUCUCUCUCUGCAAUGGCAAUAGCAAUAGAUCAGCAAUGCUGCUACAGAGUCUGAGAUAAAACUGAGAAUUUUUGUGUGUGUGAGAAUCAUGAGCGAAGAAGAGAACAAGGGUUGUGCUUUUCUGGGAACCAACUCCACCUAUUCAGGUUUUCUUCUUGACCCUGAAAAAUGUGGUAUGCUGAGUUUGCCAGACAAACAAAGACUAGUCCAUGAGAUUGCUCGGCAGUCAAAAGAUGCCUCAAGUAUGCUUCAGUCAUUUACACGUAGGGAACUUCUAGAAAUAAUCUGUGCUGAAUUAGGCAAAGAGAGGAAGUACACAGGAUAUACCAAGAGUCAAAUGAUAGAACAUCUUCUGAAGAUAAUUUCUAAGAACUCCAACUCGCACAUCAAUGGAAAUAUGCCCUCUCAAUCUCCUGCCAAAAGUUGCAUUGGAACUAAAAGGAAAAAAAAACCUGCAUCUCAGGAUUUACAUCACGCUCCUCUAGGGAAUAGUAAAGAAAAAACAGUGAAAACCUUUUUGUGUCAAAAUGUUGCAUGCAAAGCUACAUUGAAUCCUGAAGAUUCUUUUUGCAAGAGAUGUUCUUGUUGUAUAUGUCAUCAUUAUGAUGAUAACAAGGAUCCUAGUUUGUGGUUGACCUGCAGUUCUGAUCUUCCCAAUGAGGAGUCAUGUGGAAUGUCCUGUCAUUUGCAAUGUGCUUUGAGUAAUCAAAUGUCUAGCAUUUUGAAGGGUAGUUGUGGUAUUAAGUUGGAUGGAGCCUUCUGUUGUGUUUCUUGUGGAAAAAUUAAUGAACUGAUGAAGACAUGGUGGAAGCAAUUAUUAGUUGCCAAAGAAGCAAGAAGAACGGAUAUACUCUCUUUGCGAAUAUCCCUGGCCCACAGAAUUCUUGUAGGAACAGAAGUCUACAAGGAAGUGCAGAAAAUUGUAGAAACUGCUCUCAAAUUACUGGAGAAUGAAGUGGGAUCACUUGAUCAUGUAUAUGCUAGUAUGACUCGUGGAAUUGUGAGCAGGCUUUCAUGUGGUGCUGAGGUUCAGAGAUUGUGCUCUUCUGCUCUUGAAUGUUUUGAUUCAAAGUUUUCUGGUCUUUUCUCUAUUUGUGUGGAAAACAAAGAUGCACCAACAUGUUCCAUUCAUUUUGAAGAGUGUCUUCCUACUUCAGUUGUUAUUGUGCUCGAGUACAAAGACAAACUUUUAAAGAAUUUUCUAGGCUGCAGACUUUGGCACCGAAUAUCAACAAUAGACUACCCUGAACAACCCACCUUCAUUGUCUUGAGGCCCGAGAAAAGAUUCAAGUUAGAAAACCUCCAUCCUUCAACUGAAUACUUUUGCAAGGCUUCUCUGUUCAGCAGCACAGGGAUCUUGGGUGCUGCAGAAGCUAAAUGGGUGACACCUUGUGAACCCUCCAACCCUUUAAAAGUUAUCAGUGGCGGUGGGAAUCGCUUUAGAUGGUCCCCUCAAAGACCCUCAGGUACAGGAGUGGACAUGUGUACACAGGACCGAAUAACUGCUGAAAUUCAUCCCACAGAAUCUGCCAACUCCGACAUGAAGUUAUCAACUGGAGAACAUCCUGGGAAGAAACACAUCAUUCUGAACAUCAGGAGCAGGUUUGAAGAGUUCCUCUCCAAGCCUCAACCAGUAGAGCCUUUUUCAUAUAAAAAUCUUGCUGCAGUUUCACCUUCCACGCCUUCCAAGUCCUAUGAAAUGAGGCAAAUUCCUGGUUUGAAUUCUAGGAAGCGCUCGAAGGAGAACGAUUACGAGUAUUCCGUCAGGGUAGUCAAAUGGUUAGAGCAUCAAGGGCACAUAGAUGAAAUCUUCAGAGUAAGAUUUCUCACUUGGUUCAGCCUGAAGGCUAAUCAGCAGGAGAGAAGGGUGGUUAGUGCUUUUGUUGAUGCAUUGAUUGAUGACCCAGCAAGCUUAGCAGACCAGCUCAUACACACUUUCAGCGACGAGAUAUGUUGCGAGCAAAAAUCUUAGUGAGAAUAUGUUCUACAUUAAAUAUUUGUUUUGGUCUGAGUCCACCAAGUCUAUAUGGCACUGGAAGCUUGGAUAGAAAAUUUGUAACGCUUUGUGGGAGUUAUAGGUAUAUUCCAGGGUUUUCAAGUGUUCAUUUGUUCUUUAACGGGGGAAGUAGUUUAAGGUCUCUAUACCAUUUAAGUUUCGAUUACUUAUUGUGCAGUGGACUGAUUGUUGGAUAGUGGUGCAUAAUGACUAAUUCUUAGUUAUUACAUAUCCCUUACCAAA
Messenger RNA from Glycine soja, 2362 nucleotides. Its product is annotated as VIN3-like protein 2. The transcript is spliced from 4 exons. Gene Ontology annotation, biological process: epigenetic regulation of gene expression; vernalization response. The coding region runs from base 212 to 2095 and encodes 627 amino acids. The record is from RefSeq and is a predicted model, not a curated record. Lineage: Eukaryota; Viridiplantae; Streptophyta; Magnoliopsida; Fabales; Fabaceae.